CUGUUCAUGUUUCACAAUGUAAUAAAAGGAAAACUGCAAAAAUUCAGAAAAUAUCUGAAAUGGCUCAAGACUCAACAGAUAUCAAAGAAACCAUCGGUGCUCUUGACGAUUAUGUUCUUCUAGGACGUAGUGGCUUGAGAAUUUCUCCUCUAUGCCUUGGCACACUGGGAAUAGGUUCGAAUUAUGAGGAGUCUAAGAAAGUUUUUGACCAUUAUUAUGAAAAAGGCGGAAAUUUCUUCGAUGGUGCCAACAUAUACAAUUUUGGUGAGAGCGAACGUUUUCUUGGUGGAUAUAUCGCUGAUAAACGCUCUCAAGUUGUAAUCUCCACCAAAUAUACUUUUAAUCUUACCAAUUUAAUUCCAAAUGCCAAAUUUAAUUCCAAUGCUGGUGGAAAUCAUCGCAGAUCUCUUGUCGAAAAUCUUGACGAAAGUCUUAAACGAUUGGGCACAGGAUAUAUUGACCUCAUGUAUGUUCAUUCUUGGGAAUUUCGUACACCUAUUGAAGAAGUAAUGCGUUCUUUAGAUGAUGUUGUUAGAAGUGGCAAAGUACUCUAUAUUGCAAUUAGUAAUACACCAUCAUGGGUGAUUAGCUCUGCAAAUAUGAUGGCUGAUUUACGUGGUUGGAGUCGAUUUAUUGGAUUGCAAACUCGAUAUAAUUUAUUAGAACGAUCAUUGGAAUACGAUUUACAAUCUGCUUGCGCUGAAUUUGAUGUUGGAAUUAUUCCCUGGGGAUGUGUUGCUGAAGGAUUCUUGACUGGGAAACACACUAGAGAAUCAUUAGCUAAUGCAAAAAAGGGUGAUGAUCUGAGCAAUCUGCGCAAUAAUUUAGUUAUUAGUGCAGCAGAAAAUGAACAAAAUUGGGAAAUCCUUGAUGAAGUUAUAGCUAUUGCUGUCGAAACCAAGAGAAGCCCUGUUCAGGUCGCUUUGAAUUGGAUCGCACAAAAACCUGGUAUUACUUCUCCUCUUAUCGGUGCUAAAACAAAAGCUCAGUUAGUUGAAAACCUUAAAGCUCUUGAAUUCAAAUUAACACCUGAACAAAUGGCAAGGUUAGAUGCUGUUUCCGCGCCAAAGGAAAUACCAUUUCCAUAUUAUUUUUAUUCAAAUCUUGAAAAUUAUGUUGGGGCAUACCCUUUCACUCAUAAGCGUAGCGAAGAUAUUGAAAUAUGCGUUUAUGUUUGCAUCUUAUGA
Messenger RNA from Dentiscutata erythropus, 1187 nucleotides. Lineage: Eukaryota; Fungi; Glomeromycota; Glomeromycetes; Diversisporales; Gigasporaceae. The record is from the annotation of a GenBank genome assembly.